GGAAUUGAACCCAUGUGGGAGGACGAGAGGAACAAGCGUGGCGGGCGCUGGCUCCUCACCCUCAACAAGCAGCAGAGGAGAUUAGACCUGGACCGCUUCUGGCUGGAAACUCUCCUGUGCUUAGUCGGAGAGGCCUUUGAUGACCACAGCGAUCAGGUCUGCGGAGCCGUGGUCAACAUCCGCACAAAAGGAGAUAAACUCGCUGUGUGGACAGCGGACUACGAGAACCGGGAGGCUGUGACACACAUUGGGAGAGUUUACAAGGAGCGCUUGGGGAUUCCCAUGAAGAUGACAAUCGGCUUCCAAUCUCACGCAGAUACAUCUACCAAAAGUGGUUCAACCACCAAGAACAAAUUUGUUGUUUGAGAAUGUGCCUCUUUCCUUUUCUUGUCUUAUUUGUUGUUGGUUCAUAUUUUUACUGCACUGCAAAGACUCUGCCGAAUGCAAUCUGGAAGAAAGAAAAAUCCAAUCCUACGUGCCAAAUGUUUCCAUAACAUACCCAGAACUUGAUCCACUUGUAAAAACACACAGAAGAACAUGAAUAUAUCAAAACACUAACAAUAAGAGGGAUUAAUAGUGAAUGAGAUUUAGAGUGCUGCAUACUCUACUAAAGAAAGUUUCCUUUUUUCCUUUAAUGUCAGGGAAUCCUGAAAUACGAGGGAAACGAGUACAUUUCUCUCCCUUUUACUACAGCACUGCUGGUUGCUGUAAUCCUUAAUGCCAUGAAAGCCUUUUAAUUUAUUAUUAAUUUGCCUGCAUAUGAUUAGAUUGUUAGACCUCUGUUUUAUGCUUCUUUUUUUUUCCUUCAACUGUUGCACGUAAUCAACCUUUUAAAAAAAGUAUUUCAUGACUCAUAUUCACUUUGUGUGUUAAUAUAAUUAAAACAUUGGUUUUGCAAUUACUAGUUGUUCAAUUGUGUAAUACUUGUAUUA
Molecule: messenger RNA, 932 nt
Organism: Notothenia coriiceps (black rockcod)
Lineage: Eukaryota; Metazoa; Chordata; Actinopteri; Perciformes; Nototheniidae
Product: eukaryotic translation initiation factor 4E-1A
Exons: 3
Coding region: 13-366 (117 amino acids)
Biological process (GO): translational initiation
Cellular component (GO): eukaryotic translation initiation factor 4F complex
Molecular function (GO): RNA 7-methylguanosine cap binding; translation initiation factor activity
Source: RefSeq, a predicted model, not a curated record